AUGAAGACAGCAGGGAAAUCGGCAGGCCUUGCAACAUCGGCACCUGCUCUCACAACUGCUUGGAAGCAUGCGCAGGUACAGCAGCAGUGGUUGGGGCGCACAGCAAUGUUUGGUCAAACCAGAGCCUUUCCCGGAGGCAGGGGUAAAAACAGAGGGUCUUCACGUGAUGCUGAUGGCGUCGAGUUCAGAAAGCAAAGUGUCAUGUUCUAUGCGUCAACCAAAGAGACUUCCGUGAUACCACCAUGGGUACAAACGUCAGAAGACAAUAUUGGGGGACAUAUCCCUUGGACGCCUGGGACCCUUGGGUCGCCGCAGGCAAUUAGUCGCACACCGUGUCCGUGCGACUACGAACAGAGUGUCCUCGGCAUUCAGUGCUCGUACAAGUAA
This is a messenger RNA of Ostreobium quekettii, 387 nucleotides long. Lineage: Eukaryota; Viridiplantae; Chlorophyta; Ulvophyceae; Bryopsidales; Ostreobiaceae. The record is from the annotation of a GenBank genome assembly.